AUGGACGAAAUACCUGAAUUGGUUGAAAUAGCUGAAAUAAUUGAUUCUUCUGAAUCAAAGGUAAAUGAUACCGAUAAAGCUUUUACUUCAAAGGUUCCUAUAACCAUAAUUACUGGGAAAACCACGUUACUUAAUUAUAUUUUAACAAAUCAACAUGGAAAAAGGAUUGCCGUUAUUUUGAACGAAUUUGGCGAAAGCAGCGGAAUUGAAAAAUCCUUAUCAAUAAAUCAAGACGGUGAUUCAUUUGAGGAAUGGUUAGAAUUACAAAAUGGAUGCUUAUGUUGCUCUAUCAAAGAUAAUGGUGUAAAAGCAAUUGAAAAUCUUAUGCAGAAAAAAGGAAAAUUUGAUUAUAUUUUACUGGAAACUACAGGCCUUGCUGAUCCAGGUCCAAUUGCUUCGAUGUUCUGGUUGGACGAUGAUCUAGGUAGCGACAUAUAUUUGGAUGGCAUCGUUACAUUAGUUGACGCAAAAUAUAUCCUACAAUAUAUUUCGGAGAAGAGAGCAGAUGGUUCGAUUAAUGAGGCUGUUCGAGUUCCAUUAGACUUCAUUUUAGACAUUCAUGCAUUCGACUUUAAACAGUCGCCUGUUUCACAAUUGGUAUCACCACAAACCUUAAAUGAGGAUGAUGCAGAAAAUGGACAUGGUCAUAACCACGAUCAUAUUGAAGAGGUAAUAAAUAACCACGAUCAUAUUGAAGAGGAGGUUAAAACCAUAUGUUUAACUGAAUUUCCGUCACCUACCAUUGAUUUGACCAAAAUAGAGCAAUGGAUUCAAUGUUUGUUAUGGGAGAAAAUUGUUCCAACAUAUGACACUACAUCAUGUCAAACUAAUCCUCAAAUAACAAUUUUAAGGCUUAAGAGUAUUCUAACACCGAAUCAUGAUAUAAAAUCGCGUGUUGUUGUGCAAGGGGUUCAAGAGUUGUACGAUUUACAAUACAUUCCUAGUGAUAGAAGUGGUUUGGAUGAAUCUGAAAGUGCUGGGAAUAAAGUAAUGGUAAAAGACAAGGUUGUAAUAAUUGGAAGAAAUUUAGAAUAUAUGAAAUUGAAAAAUUCAUUAUGGAAUUGGAUGGGUUGGAUCUAG
Molecule: messenger RNA, 1080 nt
Organism: Racocetra persica
Lineage: Eukaryota; Fungi; Glomeromycota; Glomeromycetes; Diversisporales; Gigasporaceae
Source: the annotation of a GenBank genome assembly